Molecule: messenger RNA, 4339 nt
Organism: Acinonyx jubatus (cheetah)
Lineage: Eukaryota; Metazoa; Chordata; Mammalia; Carnivora; Felidae
Product: zinc finger protein 14-like
Exons: 2
Coding region: 65-1150 (361 amino acids)
Source: RefSeq, a predicted model, not a curated record
AAAUGACCAUGCAUGUGACACGUGUGGGAAAACCUUCUUAUAUCACUCCUUCCUUACACGUCAUAUGAGAACUCACACUGGGGCUAGAACCUCUCAAUGUCAGGAGUGUGGGAGAGCCUUCGGGUAUAAGUCAAGCCUGCAAAAACAUGUGCGGACCCAUGCUCGGGAGAAACCCUAUAAAUAUCAGCCGUGUGGGAAAGCCUUCCCUGGUCAGCACACCUUCCUUGUACCUGGGAGAACACCUACAGGGAAUGGAUCCUGGGAAUGUAAAGAAUGUGGGACAACUUUCAAGAUACGUCUACAUUUUGAAUGUCACAUGACCACACACAAUGUAGUGAAACCCUAUGAAUGUGGGGAGUGUGGCAAAGCUUUCAGGCAUCACCCAAACCUGCGAGUACAUAUGAGGACACACACUGGGGAAAGACCCUAUGAAUGUAAGGAAUGUGGGAAAUCUUUCCAGAGGUAUGGUCAUAUUAAACGUCACAUGACCACUCACAGUACAUUGAAAACCUAUGAAUGUAAGGAGUGUCGCAGAUCCUUUCGGGAUCAAUCAUACCUGCAAGUACAUAUGAGGACGCACACUGGGGAAAGGCCCUUUGAAUGUCAGCAGUGUGGAAGAGCCUUCCGGAAUCACACAGACCUGCGAGUGCAUAUGAGGAGACACACUGGAGAAAGACCGUAUGGAUGUCAGCAAUGUGGGAAAACCUUCAGAUAUCAUUGGAAUCUGCGAAAUCAUGUGAAGAUACACACGGAGGAGAGACCCUAUGAAUGUCAAGAGUGUGGGAAAACGUUCAGGUAUAAGUCAUGCCUGCGAGAACAUAUGAGGACGCACACUGGGGAAAGACCGUAUGAAUGUCAGGUGUGUAGGAAAACCUUCAGAUAUCAUUGGAAUCUGCGAGAACAUGUGACAAUACACACAGGGGAGAGACCCUAUGAAUGUCAGGUGUGUGGGAAAACCUUCAGGUAUAACUCAUGCCUACGAGACCAUGUGAGGACACACACUGGCGAGCAACGCUAUAAAUGUGUGCAUUGUGGAAAAGCCUUCAGUCGUAAGUGCACCCUUGUACUACAUACUGUGAGAAAUCACGCAGGGGUGGAAACUUGGAAUGUAAGGAAUGAGGGGAAGCUUUCAGGAAACAUCGACCUCUGAACAUUACAGGACCACACACAAGGUAGUGAAACCCUAUUAAUGUCAGGAAUGUAUCAGAGCCUUCAUGUGUCACACUGAUCUAUGGAUACAUACGCAGACACACACUGGGGAAAAACCCUGUAAAUGUCAACACUGUGGGAAAGCCUUCACAUCUCCUUGAAACUUGGGAGCACAUAUGAGGACACAUGCUUGGGAGAGAUCCUAGGAGUGUUAGCAGUGUGGGAAUACCUUCAGGUGCCCAUCACUGUGGAAGUACACAUACGGACACAUGUUGGGGAGAGACCUUUUGAGUAUAUAGAGUGUGGGAAAGUUGUCAGUUAGCUGCAAAAUGUUCAAGGUCAUUUGAAAACACACAGCGCAACUAAACCCUAUGAAUGCAAGAGGUGUGGGAAGGCAUACAAGUUCUUCUCAUCUCCUCAAGUGCAUAUGAAGAAACACCCUGGGGAGAGAUCUUGACAAAUCACCGAUCCCUUCAAGAACACACCAGGCUGCACAGUGGACAGUAAGCCUUUGUAUGUAAGGACUCUGGUAAGACCUUCAAGUGUCCCAGAGACCUGCAUGUACAUGUGAUGACCCUCAGUGGGCAGAACCUUACGAAUGACUGCUCUGUGGGAAAGCCUUCAAUUGUCCCUCUUCCCUUCAAGGACACACAUAAACUUAAGCACCAUGGAAAAGCCUUCAGGUAUCCCAGGAAUCUGUGAGCAUAGACACACUGUGGCAUAGCAUUUAUCCUCCUUUAAAUUCUUAUUGAAAAUGUGAGCCAGUACAAUGGAGAUGAUCCUGAAUGGACACAAUUUUGGGAAAACUUCAGGUAUAGAACUUCAUGUAUUUUGUUCAUGAAAAUUCAGGUGGGAGAGAAAUAUUUUCAUUGUUGUGAUUAUGGUUUUGAGUUUCCAGGUGCCUCUUCCUUGAUUGGGACCCUAAGUGUAUGAAUUCCUAGUUCGUGUCACUGAUAUGAACACUGAUGGUUUUAGGUGGCCUUCUUUGUCCUCUACAUCUGUGUGACCUAGAUGUUGUUACCUCAGACUUGAAGUAAUCACACGGUUAUGUACCAUAUGUCUCUUUCCCAUUACAAUGUCUUUUGGACUGGAUGUGAUAAAAAGGUGUCUGUUGUUGGUGUGUACAUACAACUUUAUAUACUUCUACAAAAAAAAAAUGUCUUGAAUUAUACAUUCCAAAAAGUUCCUGUUAAAUUAUCAUGACAUGAGACCCCUCAUUGUUGAAAGUUAUUUUCUGUCCUCUGUUGUGAUACCGGAAUAAUCUGGUUUUGUGUCUGCUCUUCUUUUCAGUCUUUAUUAAUGAAAGAUACAUUUUCACAUCACUUCUCUUUUUCUUCAGUUUAAAAAUAUUUUUUAAAAUGUUUAUUUUAGAGAGAGAGAGAGAGAGAGAGAGAGAGUGAACAAGUGGGGGAGAGGCAGAAAGAGUGGGAGACCCAGAAUCCAAAGCAGGCUCCAGGCUCUAAGCUGACAGCACAGAAUCCAAUGCAGGACUCAAAUCUAUGAACUGUGAGAUCUUGAUCUGACCCAAGUCAGACACUUAACCAUCUGAGCCACCCAGGUACCCAUUUUUCAUGAAGUUUAAAAUUAUGAUAUUGGUUUAGCUUUACUGGGACUAAUUAUUGGUGUCUUUGGUUGAUUUUGUUGUAAAUUAUGACUUUGAAGGACAUCCCUUUGGACCAUGACUCAGUUUUGCCUUUUUGUUUCCAUGAGCAGUGACUGGAGUGGAAAUACAAGUGGGAUGCUUUCCUCUUUCCCCCAGGAGGUAAAGUCUGUUGUGGGGUGGGGAUGGGUGUCCAUCUUCCUGUCAAAUCCCUGUCUCCAGAUUUCCCUGUGAUCAGCUGAAUCCUACCUGGUGAAAGGAGGGAGGACCACCACGUCCAGGGGUAGUAAAUCUUGGAAUGGAGAUCAGGGGGCUCACCAUGGUCCUGGUAGGUAAACUCAAAUCGAACUAGGCUGAGGACACUUUAGUGCAAAGUGCUAACAAGAACCAGGUGUAGUCUCAGAUAUCCUCCAGCAUCUUCCGUGAAAUGGAACCAGGCUUUGCUUUUUUGUGUGACAGAGAUGGAGCAAGAAAGCCCACUGUCUGGGUCCAGCCCCUGUGGUGAAGGACAGAUUUGUUGGCUCAGUUCCCCAUGGCCUUGUUCCUCAGCUCAUGGAUGCUCAGAGUGUGGGCCACCCACAGUUCAGGGGCCUGUGGAGAGGACAGUGGCCUGGGUAAAGUUUGGGUAGGAAAGGGGUGUUGUUGGGCAGUGUCAAAUGAAGAAUCCGAAUUGAGUAAGGAGAGUCCUGUAUUGAGCAGAAUGAUUGCAUAGCCUGGGUGGGGGGAUAGGCACUGUUGCACUGGGGGCAGGGGCCGUGUAGUGGGAGCAGAGUUGCUGUUGUAUUAGAGGCAGUGACUACAUCAGUGGGGAGAACACAGUGAUCAUAAGACCUGCAGGUGUCUGAAGGCAGGAAAGGAGUAAACAAACCGGGCAUAAGAAGGUGUGGUGCUGACAUGGUGGUUCCCUGAGGCCAGCCUGUCCUCCUGUCCCCCAGGAGGGGCUGUGUGUGGCUCAGUCUGAGAGCAAGCCCAUGUUAAGGGUCUGGAGGAAGGAGAAAAGCCAAACCAAAGUGGGACUAGCCAGCUUUUGUGCCCCUGUUCAGUGGGACGAACAGCUGAGCUAAUCAUGGAUGAGCCACAAUGUGUGGACUUGGGAGGUCUACACCUGGUCCUAUCAUGGCUGAACAGGGGGACUUCCUGUGAGUCUUCUCCUGGUCUGAUGGGGGAGGGGCCCUCGUACAUCCUGCUGUUUUCCAGACCCAAACAGGGUGGGGGAGGGAGUGCCUUUCCCUUCCACUGAGGUUUUCCAGGGAGAACAGGGCUCAGGUAGGCAUCUGCAGGUCACCUGUCACCUGUCACCUGUGAGCAGGACCUGUCACCCUGUCCAGCUCAGCACGGAUGGCUCUGUCCUCUGCCAGCCUCGCGUUGAGCAGGUGUAAAAUGCCCGAGUUCUUUCUGCCUCCUUUCUUCCCCUUCAGGGCAGAGGGUGGUAAGUGUGUCAGGUCGUUCCUGUCCCUGCUGACCCGGGUUACUGGGGGCUUUAUCCAGAGAGCGUCCCCUGGGGAAAAGUGUCUCAGGACAGAACUGUCCUUCUCCAUGAGGGUUGGGGGCUCCACGCCUUCAUGCUGUGGUGACUCCAGUGUUCACAAG